Molecule: messenger RNA, 510 nt
Organism: Fusarium vanettenii 77-13-4
Lineage: Eukaryota; Fungi; Ascomycota; Sordariomycetes; Hypocreales; Nectriaceae
Exons: 1
Coding region: 1-510 (169 amino acids)
Source: RefSeq, a predicted model, not a curated record
AUGUCCGGCGCUGAGUUCCUUGGGCCGGUCAUAGGCCUGGCCAUGAAGCUCUUGCUUGAGUUCAGUCUCAACUCGGUCAGCUUCAAGAUCGAGGCUCACGGCAUGGACAUGGUCGCGCGCAAUGUUAAGGAUGACAUUGAGGACGCGAGAAUGUUCUACGAUCAGCUCACCAAGUACGUUAACCAAGAGCUUCAGCUCAAGAGACGAGUUCUUAUUUCUAUCAACAACACCGAAUACGCACUCAAGAUGUUCGAGGAAUACCUCAAGGAGCAUAACAGCCGUCAAACCCUAUCCAAGCUUCUCGGAGAUCGCGCUAAAGUCAAGAAACUUCUGGCACCCCUGCAGGCCAGCCAAUCGCAAUUGGCGCGCAGGAUCGAUUGGAUGAGGUCUGCCUUGUCCGAUCUGGAGAAGAGUCCUAACGCCUCGAAGGAGAAACGAGUCGUUGACUGGAGCGUUCCGCCGAACGAACGGCCGGGCUGGGUUGGCACGAAGGGGGAUACGAAGGAAUAG